ACGAGGUUUCAUUUGUUUUAUCCGAUGAUAAAAGAGGGAGAAAUUUACAUUUGUUAUUCCAUCGGUGUUCGAGGGGUCUGAGCGAGAAAAUAAGGAUGGGCAAGGAGGAGGUCGCGGUGGCGGAGGAGGAGGAGGUCGCGGUGGCGGAGGCGGAGGCGUACAGGGCAUGUCCACAUUUACAAGAGUACAGAUCGACGCAAGGUCUCCGGGGUUUCAGAGUGGUGCAAAAAUGUUUAUGGCAGUCAGGCUGCUCUCCCGGCAGGUGGAGCGUUAAAGGAGAGCCCACGCAUGCGCCCAUCUGCGGUACCUGCGGGGAAGGAGGAAUAUUAUACGCAUGUCUUGUCUGUGCAAACAUCAACUGCAACAAUCAUCUCCGUCUCCAUUCCCAAAAGAGAGCGAGCCACACCAUUGCAGUAGAUUUAGACAGAGCGGAGCUUUACUGCAGCGUUUGCAAUGAUCAAGUCUAUGAUCCCGAUUUUGAUAGGCUGGUCUUGCUCUCUUCCCCCCACCAUCAUCAUGAUGAUGGUGAUGAUAAGGGAAAACGUAAUAGUGUCGUGACAUGGGGACGCCAGAAGAGAAGGAAAAUUGCUGAAUACAAGGCUUGGGUGGCAGGCCCUAACGAAAAGACACUGAUGAGACAAAGAGCCACUAGGCUGAAUUGUGAAGGAGACGAAGAAGAAGAGAGAUGGCCCUGGGGUUUGAGGGGACUGAAUAAUUUGGGCAAUUCCUGCUUUAUGAAUUGUGUGCUGCAAACCCUUCUGCACACCCCUCCUCUCAGAAAUUAUUUCUUGAGCGAUCGCCACAACCGUGCGUUUUGUCACAACAAUAAAAAUGGCUGCAUUACUUGUGACAUGGAUGAUAUUUUUUCUGCUUCUUUCUCUGGAGAUCGGACUCCCUAUAGCCCCGCACGAUUCCUUUACAGUUGGUGGCAGCAUGCUGCAAAUUUCGCAGGCUAUGAGCAGCAGGAUGCACAUGAUUUCUUUAUUUCAACGGUUGAUGGGAUCCAUGCUAACUAUGCAAUAAGCUCACCCAAAAGCAGACUAUCGCAGAAGCAACAAUGCAAUGCAGGUGCUGUAGAGUGUCGAUGCAUUGUUCACAAAGUGUUCUCAGGUAUUCUCAGAUCAGAUGUCAUAUGCACUGUAUGCAACUCUACUUCGACAACUUAUGACCCUUGCUUGGACAUUUCCUUGGAUUUAGAACCAAGCACCGCAUCCUUGAGUAACCUGGCAGAUUUGAGUGGCGGCAAUUUGAGGGGUGAUCUGUUCAAGAAAGGACAUAUAACUGGCACUUCCACCCUUCUUGGUUGUUUGGAUAGAUUCACGAGGCCUGAAAGACUUGGUUCAAAUGAAAAAUUCUACUGUAAGCAUUGCCAGACACGCCAGGAAUCCAUAAAACAGAUGUCUGUGAAGAAGUUGCCAUUGGUAUUGUGCUUUCAUAUCAAGAGAUUUGAGCACUCAACAACCCAGCGCACCUCAAAAAAGGUUGACCGUUAUAUGCAAUUUCCCUUCAGUUUGGAUAUGGCUCCUUACAUGUCUUCUUCCAUUGUCAGAUUGAGAUAUGGCAACAGAAUUUUGACUGUAGAGCCUAAUGUUAAAAUGCCUCCAGUGUCUGGAAAGACGCCAUCUGUGUUUGAUCUCUUUGCUGUGGUGACUCACUCAGGAAGAAUGGAUUCUGGCCACUAUGUUGCUUUUUUGAGGAGGGGUGAAAAUUGGUAUAAAUGUGAUGAUGCAUGGGUAAAUCAAGUCAGCCAGCAAGCGGUAAGGGCUUCUCAAGGCUACAUGUUGUACUAUGUUCAGAAAACUUUUCAUUAUGGAACAAGUGGUUCAGAGUUUGAUCUGAAAUUUUGAUCAGGUAUAAAGCUUUAAUGUUUAUGGCAAUACUUGCAGUAACGAAAGUCAAUCUUUCAAGCCAUUUAAUAUACUUGGCUAGAUCAAUAUUGGCACAACGUCAGCCCAGGCUAUCAGACAAAGUCAUUAGGCAUCGUGUCAUGCCCCAUUGCAAUAUUAGCUUCCCAAAGAAGCUGAAAUGAAAAUCUUUGCAUAGGCAAGCACUGAUGCAACAAAAAAUUUAAUGAGUAAUCAAACUCAAUUAUCAUACACAAUGAUAUUUCUUCUUUAGUGUCCUGUAUAAUAUAAAUUCUGUACAAUGCUAUUCGUUUCA
Molecule: messenger RNA, 2160 nt
Organism: Cryptomeria japonica (Japanese cedar)
Lineage: Eukaryota; Viridiplantae; Streptophyta; Pinopsida; Cupressales; Cupressaceae
Product: ubiquitin C-terminal hydrolase 22
Exons: 3
Coding region: 96-1847 (583 amino acids)
Biological process (GO): protein deubiquitination
Molecular function (GO): zinc ion binding; cysteine-type deubiquitinase activity
Source: RefSeq, a predicted model, not a curated record